CCGAGCAACUGUAACUGCGUAGCACCGCUGUACGUCGUCCGUCCCCGUCCCGUCAAUCGACGACGUCACUAAUCCCGACGGAACACGAAUCCGUGGCUGGUGUCAGUGUGCCCAUUCUCCACACGGACUCCGCCGCCAUAGGUCUGCUCGUCUUCCGCCGCCGACGCUCUGCGCGUGCGCCCCCGAUUCCAGUCGCCAGUCGGCUCUACAGGGACAUUCAUACCGGAGUCCAGCGGUCGCAGUUGGUAGUUGUGCCCGCACACUCUCACUCGACCACUUGCCGUUGUCUCCUCUCACUUGCGUUGUUCAGCGUUCUCUCGACGGGGGCGGUUUUCAGUACGUCCCGUCAUUGUGUCCGCUGACGACAGAGGCAACCACCACCACCCCCCACCAUAUCGCCGUCGUCGCUGAUCAUCUGUUCACCCUUAUUCGUUACCUGACCAACACCACAAGAGCGAUUAUUGUAGAGCGGAGUAUAGAUUUAGUUAGACUUCAUCUAUCCUGCGCCACUUCGAAAUAAUACAGUCGACUACAAAAUAUUAUUUUUGUUUUGAAAUAUUGAUAUUGCUUGUUGCUGACGAUACACAUCUCCCAGACACCUUCAAUCAUCUCUUUAAGUCAUGGAUGAAGACAUGGACUGCCCACACAUUGUCGAUGCGGCUGAGAAGUUGAAGUUGGAUGUGGAGCAGAUCAGAGCUACACUCAACAACAGGAGUUGCAAUGUUUGUUUACGAGUAGAUCAAUUAUGGAUGUGUAUGGAGUGUCGACAAAUUCUUUGUGGACAUAAUGCUGCAGGACACAGUACCGCACAUUAUGAAUUUCACGAAACUCAUUGCAUAUUUAUAAAUAUAGAGUCUGCAGCUAUAUUCUGUUACAAGUGUAAUUCUGAUAUAGAACCAAAGAACCAUGAUGAUGAAUUGAACCGUCUUCGACAAUUUAUUUUGUAUAAUCGUGGACCAAUUGUUGCAAAUAAUAGUAACAAAAAGAGAAGACGGAGAAAAGCACCUAAAAUUACUAAAUCAAAAAAGAAAAGUGUUAAACAAGGUCCUAAAGCUAUUAAAAAAGUCAAUGUACCUAAUAUUGAAAAUGACUGUUUAAUGAAUACAGUUUCCCAGGCUCUUAGUGAACAAGAACCUCAAGCUGUUGUAUCAGAAACUGUUGACAAUUCAAACAAUACAGUUCAAGCUGUUGUACCAAAAACAGCACUGAAAGCUAAACCUAAAAAACUAUUAUUGAAAAGAGGUCCUAGAACUAAUAAAAAAGUUGGUAUAUCUAAUAGUGGAAAUAAUUGCUUUAUGAACGCAGUUUGGCAAUCACUUCGCCAUUUAAAGCCGUUUAUAUUUUGUAUGAAAUUGUUCAAACUUGCUGAAAUUAAAAUAUCCAAUCAAAAUAACAAUAAUAAUUCAGAUCCAAGAUUGGAACAUUGUAUAUCCCAAGAAAUGUGGAAACUGUUAAUGUCAUUAGUUGAAUGGCAAAAACCUGAGGGUUAUAAAUUUAGAGAAGCAAUUUCACCAACUGCUCUGCUCUCUAUUGUUUGCAAAAUUAAACCUCGUUACAAAGGAUUUCAUCAACAUGAUGCUCAUGAAUUUUUGAUGUUUUUAUUGGAUACUUUACAUGACGAGCUGACAGAUGAAAAAAAUAAAUUGUUGUUAGAGGAGGGAAUAAUACAUCAAAAUCCUAGUAAAAUUGAUACACUUGUGUCCUUGAUGUUUCGUGGGUAUUUAUUAAAUGAGGUGCUCUGUUUAAACUGUAAAAAACCUUCCAGAAAGAGUGAUGCAUUUUCAGAUAUAUCAUUAGAUAUUCCAGAUCGUAAAAUUGAUAAAAAUGCUGACCCAUCAGUAGUUCAGCCGGUUGAUCUUUUAGCUAAAUCUUUGGAACAUUAUUUUGAGAUAGAAGAACUAAAUGAUAACAAUUCUUAUUUUUGUGAAAAGUGUAAAAGCCUACAAAAUUCCACUAAGAGAUUUUGGGUUCACGCUUUGCCUAAUGUACUUUGUCUCCAUCUAAAACGGUUUAGAUGGGAUAAAUCUCAUCGUUCAAAAGUCCAUACGUAUAUUAAAUUUCCUAUGACAUCAUUAGAUAUGUCUCUAUAUUUGGCUGAAGAAACAAAAAGUGUGUUGGUUAAACCAUGUUCAUACUUGUAUGAUUUAGUUGCAGUUGUUGUACACGAUGGAGAAGGAGGAGGAUCUGGGCAUUAUAAAUCGUAUGCUUUAGAUGUAAAAGAAGGUCAAUGGUAUGAAUAUAAUGAUGAAAAAGUACAUGAAGUUGGUGCGUCUUUGGUAGAAAAUGUGCAAGCUUAUAUAUUAUUCUACAUUAAGAGGGAAAUGGGUGUUAAUUUUUCUUGACUGGACAUGUCCUCGGUUCAUUAAUCGAGCAGCUGUAAUUUAAGUAUCAGCAUUUUAUUCAUCCUAAUUAUAAUAUCCUUUGAUAAUUUAUAAAAGAAUAUCUAUUUAAAAAUAAUUUAAACAGUAUUCUUAUUAUUGUAUGUGUUUUUAUGCUUAAAAUGUCAUCACUACGUGAAUAUUUACUUCUUAUUAUUAUUUUUUUUUCUAAUAAUAAGGUUUUUUUAUUUACAAAUAGUACUUUAAAUUAUAUAUUAGUUGAGUUUUUGGCAUUUAAAUAACUAUAGUUAAAAUUUAAUAUUAAAACUCAUGUAUGAAUCAUAUUUUGGUGGCUGGGUUAACUAUUUAAUCAUGGUCUCUAGUUUUAUUGAUCAAUAUAAUAUGAGAAAAUAAUAUAAUAAUAUAAUAUAAUAUCAAAUUUAAAUUCAAGAAAUAACUACUAUCUAAUUUCUAAAACUGAUAAAAAAAAAAAAUGAAUUUGAAUAACAUGGUUAGGCAAUUAAUUUUAAUUUUCAUCUUUUAAUGCUUCAAAAUUUUGAGAUUUUAAUAAAAUAUCAACUUGAGGAGUUAAUAAAUGUUAGGUUUUUAUUUGUUACUUUACACUGCCAAUUUUUUUUAAAUUAUAGGUAUAUGUAUUUUUUUUUUUUUUUUUUUUUUUAAUUAAUUUUUGCUAUGACCAAUGACUUAUUUGUUGAAAAACAUUCCCAAAGUUUAUUUAAAUGUUUAUUAGUUAUUACUAUAAUCAAUAAUAAUAACUACAUUAUUGUUUUAAAGGUUUAUGUGAUAAGUAUGGUAAUGGGUAUAAUUCCAUAUUGACCAUGAGUAUAUACAGUAUCAUAAUUAUUUAUUAAAUUAGAAAAUUAUAUACCUAUUCUUUCAUUAAUUUAGUACAAUUAAUAUAAUAUCAUAAUGAAUUAUAUUUUUUUCAUGUUGGGUUGUAAUUAAUUUAUAAUUUGAUAAAAUUGUAUUUGUUAUAUUGGCAAUGAUGGAUUUUGGAUAAUUAAAUCAGGAAUUUGGAUAAAGGUUUCUCUAAAUUUGGAUAAUUUUUGUGUUAUUAUUAAUAAUUAUUCAAUUAUUUAUUCUUAAUUUGCCUAUGUUUAAAAUGUAUAACUGUUGACAUUUAUAUGCAAAAAAUUAUAAUUUUAAAAUAUUUUACUAAUUGACGUUCAAUUUAUAAUUUAAAACAACUAAUAUUACUACUAAUUAUUAAUUUUUGAUUGCAUUUUAAAAUAUAAAAUACAAAUUAUCGACAAAUAAAUAAAAAAUAUUAAUAAAUAUUGGAAAAGUAAAUCAUACAAUUAUUUUUCCUAUAUAAAGGCUAAUAAAUAAAUAUUAUCUACAUAAUUUUUAAUUUAAUAAAUUCAUUUUCAGUAACUAUAUUAUACACUGAUAACUAUUAUUAAUUUAUAUUUAUUUUUUUAUUUUUUAAUAAUCGUGUUCCUAUAUUAAGGAAUUAAAAUAUAAUAUAUUUAUUAUUGAGUAAUUAUAUUAUUAUUAAAAAUAUUAAUUCUUCUCAUAUAUUACUUAUUAUAUAUUAUAUAAAUACAUUUAAUUAUUGGUGAAUUUUAUUUUUAAAUAAUAACUAUUUUAAUGGUUUUUAAAUAAAACUAGAAGAACAGUAGUAUAGUUUUUGUGUGAUUUUUUUUGACAAAUUUUAAUAACUAACAAAUGCAUUUAAAUAAUGUAUUAUAUUAGAAAAUUAUUGUGUUGUCAUUUUUUUUUUUUUUUUUUUUUUUAACCGUUCAUUGGGUGAAUUAAUUUUAUGCAUAAAAUCCUAAAAUAUGUUCAUAUUAUACAAUUUCAUAUCCAGCAAAUAUCUGUGUGUGUGUUUUUUUUUAAUUUGUUAUCUGUUUAAUGUAUUUUUAAUUAUGGAUUUGUAGUUUUAAUAGCUGUUAAAAAUUAAUCUGAAUGUAUUCAUAAUAUAUAUUGAUUUUAAAUAACUUAAUUAUAAAAUAAUUCUUAAGGUGUAGCUGUAAUUUACUUUUACAAUUAUUGUGAAAACUAUGUAAUUCGUGUUUAGAUUUAUAAUUGUAAUAUGUUACAAUAUAGUUUUAUGUUAGUAAUUAAAGGCAUGAUCCAAUAACUUGAUAUUCUUGAUUUUUUUUAAAUAAAAGUGCUUUAAAACAAUUGCAAUUUUUAAGAAAUACGAAGAAAUGGUUCUUCUUUUCAUUUACUAUUUAACAAUACUUUCUGAAAAUAAAAAUUGAUAAAUCUGGUUAUUGAAUCAAGCCUUUAUUUGUUAAAAUACAGUAGAACUUAAAUAAUGAAAAAAAAAAAAUAAUAAUAAUUUGUAAUAGUUGUAAACCGAGCAUUUCCUUAGUAUCUCAUUAACUUAAAAUUACUUCAAUACCUCAUUAAAAAUAAUUUUUUUUUGAUUUUCAAAUUAAAAUGGCCAAAGUUCUACUGUAUUUUGGAAAAUAAAAUAAUUUAUAUUUAUCAGAUUAUUAUACAUUUUAUUAUUAGUUAAUUUAAUUUAACUAUGCUAAGGCUAUAAUUUUAAGAGUAGAGAAGGCUUUGCAGUAUAAUAAGUACUACUUAUCAAUUAGUUUUGAAAACAAUAACAUAUUAAUUGCUAAAAUGUUUCUUUUUAAAAAUUUGAAUGUUAUCCAAAACUUAGAACGUUAAACAUAUAUUUUAAAAGAAAAAAAUAUUAAAUUUUAACCGAAAAUUGCAUACCUAUAACUCUAGAACAUUUUAAUACUUAAAUAAAAUUAUACCUUAAAAUUUGUUUAAAAAUAAAAUAAUAUGGUGUGCAAUUUGACAUCUUUAUUGUAAUAUAAGUGUACAGGAUAACACUUAUAAAUUUAAAAAUGUUGACUUUGUAAUUUUGAACAAACGUGUCCAGUUUUCAAAUAUAUUUAAUGAUAUGUUGUCUUCAUUUUCCCACUCCCUGAUAAAUAUUGCUAACAUGAAGCAAAUAUUUUAUAGGUUUGGUGCAAAGUACUCAUGCGCUGUUGUACCUUCACCCAUCUAUUGGCUAUAUUUGAAUUAUUUCUUAUUGAAAGAAAUUGUUUUAUUUUGUACUCUUCAAAUAUUUUGACUUUAUCCUUGGUGUGUUCUUUUGAAAUAAGGUUCUAUUUUAGGAUGCCUUCAAUUGACAACAUCGGUGGUCAGAAUUGGUGCCUAUUGAAUAUUUGAAUCUAUAUUUGUGUAAAGUGUUUUCCUCGUUAUUACAGUAGCCAUGGGCUCUAUAAAAUAUCUGUUCAGUGGUAACUCUUGCAACUAACUUUUUAUCAAAUUCUGAUCGAGUAGAGAUCCGUUAUUAAUUCUAUAUACAUGCAUGACAAUUAAUAAGUUGACAAUUUUACGUGGAAUUACUUUACUGACGGAUGAAUCGCAGUUUUUCGUAUACAAUCAUCUGUAUCUCCGUCGAUUAUGUGUAUAAAAUCUACCUUCGAUUUGGAGGUUUUUUCGUUUUAUUCAUGGUUACCAAUAUUACACAGAUUCCCAAUAUUAUUGAAGUCUUAUACUUUUACCUAACGUCCAUGAACGGAAUGUCUGAUAACGGAUUAAUUUUCUACCUCCAUCGUCUAAUUGAUCUGCUGUCAAACGAUUUCCAUCAACAAGUGUUUAAGUCAAUUUUUAUCGUUUCCGCGCAUUCGAGCCUUCACAACAUAACGUCUCUACUUCCGAAUUCGGUGCAGUAAUCUAUUUGUACCCUCCUACGACCAUUCUACGAACGAGACAUUUUGCGCGUAUUGUUUCUACCCCUGUUAGUUUCGCGCAAAUCUACCUCCGUUCGGGUUGACUUAGUUGUUAAGUUCGUGAGUGGCGUUCGCACCACAUAUCUUUUUUACCUCCACCAGACAAGAAACGUUCUGUGUUUUUCAACAUUUCUUCUUCCUCUGGCAGUGUUCACCUCGCAUCUAAAUUCGAUAUUUAACGGGGUUGUGGUGCAGUGGACCCUAUGUCUCCGCUCAUAAGGACUGAAGACGAUUUUGAUUUUAAUCUACUUGAUAAUAUGUAUUAUUAGGAAAUAAUUACAAUAUAUAUUGUACGUGGUUUAUUUGAAUGAACCUCCUACAUUAUAGCAAGCAUAAUGAUGAUCGCCGCCUCAAAAGUAGGAGACACAUAAUAUAUUAUUACAUAUGCGAUACCUGUACUAAUUCGUCCAUACCAGUAAUCAAUCUUCUCCCCUAAACGUUAUCUCGGUAUCUCUAUUAACCGGGCUACAGAUUAUACGAAAAUAUGUGCCCGAACCGUUGAAUUUUUAUUUUAUAUCAUUGAAUGGCCAAAGAAAUGUAAUUUCCUCUCACGGGCUAUCAUCCGAAUAUGAAUUCCCGUUUGAGUUAUAAAAGCGUUAUGUACUUUUAACGCGGCCGAACUUGAUUUAUAAUACGUAAUACAUACUGCAACUCAUUCGCUUUCAUUCGAUCGAUAUUGUCCCAUUGAACAGACUUCUUGUCUUUUUUUUGUUUGUUUUUGAGUUGUGCACCACUUA
This is a messenger RNA of Aphis gossypii (cotton aphid), 6780 nucleotides long. Its product is annotated as ubiquitin carboxyl-terminal hydrolase 3-like. Lineage: Eukaryota; Metazoa; Arthropoda; Insecta; Hemiptera; Aphididae. The transcript is spliced from 14 exons. Gene Ontology annotation, biological process: protein deubiquitination. Gene Ontology annotation, molecular function: cysteine-type deubiquitinase activity; zinc ion binding. Gene Ontology annotation, cellular component: cytoplasm. The coding region runs from base 621 to 2342 and encodes 573 amino acids. The record is from RefSeq and is a predicted model, not a curated record.